Xyrauchen texanus (razorback sucker) is the source of this 2625-nucleotide messenger RNA. Its product is annotated as protein FAM126B. Gene Ontology annotation, biological process: protein localization to plasma membrane; phosphatidylinositol phosphate biosynthetic process. Lineage: Eukaryota; Metazoa; Chordata; Actinopteri; Cypriniformes; Catostomidae. The coding region runs from base 387 to 1964 and encodes 525 amino acids. The transcript has 12 exons. The record is from RefSeq and is a predicted model, not a curated record. Gene Ontology annotation, cellular component: plasma membrane.
UCGAGAGACGAGGUAAAUGACGUCAACGCGGGAAUGAGCCUCUCUGUCUGAUCAUAGCAAGGCCUUUUAUAACCCGCCGACUCCCUGAUAUUUGUAGUAAUGGUCCUGUGGGAUAGUCUCAUUAAUGAUAUUCUCGAUCUCAGUGGUGUUCGUUGUGUGGGCUCCGUUCUUUAAGGCGCAUUGCAGCUUUGCGCAGGGACUCCAGUGUUCCUCUGCAGCAUCCGGUGGAGUCCAGAUCCUGCUGGUGUCUGAGCUUUAGGAGUUGAGUGGGAUGUGUGUCGUCUUUUUAUUCGCAGGCUGUUUGACCAGUGCUCGAGAGACAUGGAGAAUCUGAUCCAGAUCUGUCCCUCGCUACACGGCUGAGCUGGAUCGGAGUCAGGUGGACCAUGCACUGCUCAGAGCGUGUGGUGGUGGAGGAAUGGCUUUCAGAGUUCAAGACGUUACCUGAUGAGCAAAUCCACAGCUAUGCUGGCAGUCUGCGUCUGAAGAAAGCUCUGGUACCUGCGCUGUAUGCUGUUAUACAGGAGCAUCCCAGCAGUGAGCUGCUAGCUCCGGUGUGUCACCAGUUAUUUGAUUUGUACCGGAGUUCAGAGAAGGGAUUGCGUCACUUUACCUUGCAGUUCCUGCCUGAACUCAUAUGGGUGUAUUUGCGUAUUUUGGCCAGUAGAGAGCGCUAUCGCAAUGGCUGUGUGGAAGCACUGCUUUUGGGGAUCUAUAACCUGGAAAUUGUGGACAGUAAAGGAAAUGGCAAGCUGUUGUCAUUCACCAUACCAUCCCUAUCCAAGCCUUCAAUAUACCAUGAGCCAUCCAGUCUGGGUGCCAUGGUGUUAACCGAGGGAGCACUGAACCAGCACGACCUCAUCCGAAUGGUCUACAGCGGCCUGCUUUCUCAGAGAGAGACGUUCACCUCACAGAACAGAUUUGAGGUGCUGUCUUUUCUAAUGCUCUGCUACAACUCAGCCGUGGUCUAUAUGCCUGCGUCCUCCCACCAAUCCGCUUGCAGAAUGAGCAUACGGCUGUGUGUGAGCGGCUACCUGCGGCAGCAGCAGAAGUUGUGGAAGGAGCCAUGCAACCGUGUGCGUUUAGAGCCAGAGUUUAUGGUGCAGAUGUUGACUGCAGUUUAUCAUGCCAUUUAUAAUGGGCAGUGGGAUCUAGGGAGGGAAGCGUUGGACGAUAUCCUCUACCGAGCACAGCUAGACCUGCAUGCCCAGCCAUUACUGGUGGCAAAUGCAAUUAGUCAUUCACUUCCAUCCCGGCCUCCGGAGGGCUCAAGGAACCUUCUCGAAGUUGAAGUAACACCUGCUGGUAGAUGCGUCUCGCAGGCAGCUGUCACUGCCGCCUCCAUUCGCCGCCUUCGUUGGAAACGAGAGGAUGCAGAUGGAGUGAGCUGUGGAGAGGACUCUUUUGACCCAGAUGAAGGCUUCUCCUCUGGUGCUUCCAGCAGCAGUCAGCCCAGCAAUGUGAAACGUUACUGGGUCAUAACAGGAGUUCGACCUUCCCGUGAUCCCAGAGCCAGGCAGAGAGAGAGCAUGUUGGCCGAAACUAGAGCUGCCCUCCAAAGCCUCCACCAACGCCACCAAUCCCCUCCCCCUGCCGUCAGCCACCACAGUGCAGAGAACAGUCGCAGCCCGAGUCCCAGUGCUCCGAGGUGCUUUCUCGACCCACAUUACAUUCCUCCCUUUGCUGGUCCACCAACCAAAACUGGCAGCACGUCUUCUAGCAAGUCCCUGGACUGUACAGGCCUGAAUGGCUCAUCAGGGCCCACAGAUAGCCUGUCGCUGGGUAGUCUCAGUGCAGAUAGAGCCCACUAUCUGUCAGCAAUUAGCUUGCAAGAAGAACGUCUUAGGCGAGCCGCAAGGAGCCAGGAUCUUCUCUCCCCUAGAAGCGCAUUCUCCUCUGGAAGCCCAUUGUCUAAACCGUCUCGAUCAUCCAGUUUUAAUAUGCAGAUUAUAUCACAGGUGUAGAACAAUUUUGCACGGGUAGACUGUGGGAGAGACAAGAGACAGAGAAAGAACCAGCAGAAAUGUUUAACAUGCAUGCGAAUGAGCAUGUUGUCUGUGUGAAAGUGUGAGAAUGAGACUUAUCACUACAUUAUGCACUUGGGUUUGGUGAGGAAAUAAGUGUUUUGCACAAUUCUUCCCCUAGUGGAUAUGUUCAGAAGUGCACAUGAUCCGAGACCAUUUUAAAUGUGCCAUACAAACAAACCAUACCAUAGUGUUAUUUUAAGAGGAACAAAAAUGUGUUACUGUAUCACAGCAAUGAACUUAAGAACUGACAAUCACUGUCAAUGCAUAUAGAAAGACCUAAUGCAUGAUCCAAAGAGCCCAGCUGUAGGACGUCCUAAAGACAUUCUCUUUUGUUUCAUUGUUGCGCUGACUGAGCCUGCUUUCUGUUGCCUGUGCUCUCCAUCCACCACAGAUAAUAAAUUGUGUGGUCUGCCUCAAUGAAAAGCUACACUGUUAAAAGAAAAACAGUACAUGUUGUACUUCGGAGCAAGUUUAUAUUUCAAAUUGUGUAUAUUUGUGUAAAUUAUUAUUGUACAAUAGAAAGAUUGUAUGCUAACAGAAUCUAUAUUGCUUGUACAUAAGAAGUUAUCUACUGAACGGUGAAUAAAUGUGCUGUUCA